AUGAGGACAACUGCAUCAGUGCCACACUCUUACCUCUGCCUUUGUUCCUUUAACAGUAGGGCAGGAAAUCGGAGAAUGAUUUUAAAACGCCCAUUGGUAGUGAUGGUGGCCGUGAUGGCGAUGGUGUACGUUGCUGCAGCUGGAGGAGGAUAUGGUAGCGGUGGAUUCGGUGGCAGCGGCGGUGGAAGCGGUGGAUUCGGAGGCAGCGGCGGCUCGGCUGGUGGAUUCGGAGGCAGCGGUUUUGGCAGCGGCAGUGGAAGCAGUGGUUUCGGAGGAAGCGGCUUUGGCAGCGGUGGAGGAAGCAGCGGCUUUGGCAGCGGUGGAGGAGGCAGCGGCUUUGGCAGCGGUGGAGGAGGCAGCGGCUUUGGCAGCGGUGGCGGAGGAGGUGGCGGCCGUGGAGGCGGUGGCUAUGGGAAAUAA
Molecule: messenger RNA, 420 nt
Organism: Penaeus indicus
Lineage: Eukaryota; Metazoa; Arthropoda; Malacostraca; Decapoda; Penaeidae
Product: glycine, alanine and asparagine-rich protein-like
Exons: 3
Coding region: 1-420 (139 amino acids)
Source: RefSeq, a predicted model, not a curated record